AUGUCCGCCAACGAAGCUGGCGAUGGAGCUGCUGAACUGACCAACGGUGUAACGGCGGCUAACGAGUCCGCAGCAACGCCGGCGCCGUCACCAGCAGCAGCCGCACAAACGUCAUCACCGCCAGCGUCAGCAGCAACGGCUCCUCAGCAGCAGCAGCAGCAGCAGCCAGACGGAGCUAUGGACAAUGGCAACGCAACGGCUGAAAUUAGUUCUGCUGCACAGUUCGAAGGUGGCGUUUCAAAUAGUUACGGUGCGGUCAAACAGUUUAAUGAAACAAAUAGCAACAACAACGGCAACAACGUUAACUAUACGUCAAAAUCGAACGGCUAUCACAACCAGCACAACGGCAACAACAACAGCAAUCAAUUUGAUAAUCCCGGCAGUAAUCGAAGUAGUCCCCUAAAGAGUCCACAACAACAGCAACACUAUCGCGGUGUAGGACGUGAGAGCAGCUUUCAACCGAUAUCCGUACAACAACAUCAUCUCUGUCAAACCGUACUCGACGAUAGUGAUAAUGAGGAUUACGAACUACAGGGCGCAGCUGGUGGUUUAGUGGGUGAUUAUUGGCAACAACGUAACGGUAUUGUUGGCGCACCAGCAAGUGGUGGUCGACAGAGUCGUGCUCCGCCGCUAAGUCCCACUUACGUGGAUAAUAUGUCGGAGAAUUCGGAGCAACCACCAAUGGUGCCACUCGUACGCUCCAAAUCCCGGCCAGAGUUGUCAUCCAAUGCGCAACUGAAUUCCGCAAUGAGCGCCGCUAGUCGCUAUAAUAAUCUUUCAUACUGGAAAGCGCGUCGUGUGGUCUUCUAUCGCAAUGGUGAUCCCUUCUUUCCGGGCGUGGAGCUGCGUUAUCGUCCCGGACGUGAUAUCACCUCGUUGGAUAGUUUGUUGGAUAAGAUCUCGCCGAAAAUGGAUUUGCCACGCGGCGCACGUUAUGUCUUCUCAAUGGACGGCGAUCGCAAAUAUCAUUUGGAUGAGCUCGAAGAUGGCGCUUCGUAUGUGGUGUCGUCGUUUAAGGCGUUCAAGAUGCAAUUUGAGAUAAGCUCCGGUAUUGAAACAUCCUACAGAUCCCCCACCUUCUAA
This is a messenger RNA of Ceratitis capitata (Mediterranean fruit fly), 1083 nucleotides long. Its product is annotated as echinoderm microtubule-associated protein-like CG42247. NCBI's taxonomy places the organism in Eukaryota, Metazoa, Arthropoda, Insecta, Diptera, Tephritidae. Gene Ontology annotation, biological process: intracellular signal transduction. The coding region runs from base 1 to 1083 and encodes 360 amino acids. The record is from RefSeq and is a predicted model, not a curated record. The transcript has 2 exons.